GUUUGAAAGACUAACUCCGCUCAGAGAAAUGGCAGAAACCGCUCCAUCUGCUGCCGCUCCGCCGGCCAAAGCGCCCAAGAAGAAGUCCGCCGCCAAAGCCAAGAAAGCAGGUCCAGGCGUCGGUGAGCUGAUCGUCAAAGCCGUGUCCGCGUCCAAGGAGCGGAGCGGCGUGUCCCUCGCAGCCCUGAAGAAAGCUCUCGCCGCCGGCGGCUACGACGUGGAGAAGAACAACUCCCGCGUCAAGCUUGCCAUCAAGAGCCUGGUGACUAAAGGCACCCUGCUGCAGGUCAAAGGGACCGGGACCGGCGCCUCCGGCUCCUUCAAGAUCAGCAAGAAACCAGCCGAGACCAAGAAGAAAGCUGCUUCUAAAGCCAAGAAGCCCGCGGCCAAGAAACCCGAUGCUGCAAAGAAGCCCGCCGCCAAGAAAUCGCCCAAGAAGGCCAAGAAAUCCUCUGUAGCCGCUAAGAAGACGACGAAGAGCCCCAAGAAGACCAAGAAACCCGCAGCCGCUAAGAAGGCGACGAAGAGCCCCAAGACAGCAAAGCCAGCGGCGCCUAAGAAAGCAGCCAAGAGCCCCAGAAAGGCCAAGACUGCCAAACCCAAGGCGGCAAAGCCUAAAGCGGCCAAGCCCAAGACUGCCAAACCCAAGGCGGCAAAGCCUAAAGCUGCCAAGCCUAAAAAGGCAGUUCCCAAGAAGAAAUAA
This is a messenger RNA of Sinocyclocheilus anshuiensis, 703 nucleotides long. RefSeq names its product histone H1-like. The transcript has 2 exons. Gene Ontology annotation, cellular component: nucleosome. The coding region runs from base 29 to 703 and encodes 224 amino acids. Gene Ontology annotation, molecular function: structural constituent of chromatin; DNA binding. Gene Ontology annotation, biological process: nucleosome assembly. NCBI's taxonomy places the organism in Eukaryota, Metazoa, Chordata, Actinopteri, Cypriniformes, Cyprinidae. The record is from RefSeq and is a predicted model, not a curated record.